AUGGCCCUGAUGGAUGGGAGUGUUGAUGAUUUGAUUGGUCAAGGUGUCUUCGAGCCAAACGCCAACCGUCGCCUUUCUGAUACAGUUCUACAUCAUGUUCUUAUGGGAAUUGAUUAUCUCAGCAGUAAGGGUAUCGUCCAUCGAGACCUCAAACCAGCGAAUAUCCUGUUCACCAAGAACUCGGAGACAGACUUCCAUUUUCUGAUCGCCGACUUUGGCGUUUCAAACUUUGCAAGCAAUGCCAUGACUUUGGUGGGGUCACCCCGGUAUGCCGCUCCUGAGGUUCUGUGCAGUGACGGUAGUCUCCAAACCUCCAAAGCCGACAUCUGGUCUCUAUUCGUCACUAUGGCACAUGUCCUGAACGUGGAUGGCUAUAGGGCCAAAGAGUUUCGCACAACCGCCGAGAUAAUCCAAUCCGCCUGCGAUGCAGCGAAAUGCCAGGAGUUGUCUACCAUAAAAGAUAUGGCUAUUGUAGAGCCUGAGAAACGAGCUUCCGCGGCGAAGAUGCUACAAAGUCUCUACGGCGACACCGGCUUGGCUACGCCACUUGGCCACGUUGACGAACCCACAGAGGACCCGGACCAGGACCAUGUUUCAUCACCAGUACCGAGCACGACGGGUCCCGCUCGUGGAAAGAAAGAAAAAGGAAAAGGAAAAGAAAGAAGAGUGUAA
Fonsecaea pedrosoi CBS 271.37 is the source of this 672-nucleotide messenger RNA. RefSeq lists its product as uncharacterized. Gene Ontology annotation, biological process: protein phosphorylation. Bases 1 to 672 code for a protein of 223 amino acids. NCBI's taxonomy places the organism in Eukaryota, Fungi, Ascomycota, Eurotiomycetes, Chaetothyriales, Herpotrichiellaceae. The record is from RefSeq and is a predicted model, not a curated record. The transcript has a single exon. Gene Ontology annotation, molecular function: protein kinase activity; ATP binding.